AUGUCAUAUCCGUCAAACCUCGCAUCCUCCCCAGCAAGCCCCGACUGGAUGAGCAAAGCAGACAAUGCAUGGCAGCUCACGGCGGCGACACUAGUUGGGAUUCAAAGCGUGCCCGGACUCAUAAUCUUAUAUGGAGGGGCAGUGAAGAAGAAAUGGGCGGUGAACUCAGCCUUCAUGUCGCUCUAUGCUUUUGCUUGUGUUUUCGUCUGCUGGGUGACAUGGGGUUACCGACUGUCGUUUGGGGAUAAGCUGCUGCCAUUCUGGGGAAAGCCUGCUCUGUCAGUGGACGAGAAUUACCUCUUCAAGCAGGCUUUUCUUGGCCUGUUCCCAAACGCCACAAUGAUGUAUUUCCAGGGCGUGUUUGCUUGCAUCACCCUCAUUCUCGUCGCCGGGGCCGUGUUGGGCCGCAUGAACUUCUACGCCUGGAUGCUGUUCGUGCCUCUUUGGCUCACUUUCUCCUACACCUUCACAGCUUUCAGCAUCUGGUGUCCUGACGGCUUUCUGUCCAAGAUGGGCUUAAUAGAUUACUCUGGAGGAUACGUAAUUCAUCUCUCGUCCGGGGUUGCUGGAUUCACUGCAGCAUAUUGGGUUGGUCCGAGGCUGAACAAGGACAGAGAAAGGUUUCCUCCGAACAACAUACUGCUGAUGUUGGCAGGAGCGGGAUUGCUGUGGAUGGGAUGGACGGGCUUCAACGGAGGAGACCCUUACUCGGUAAGCAUGGACGCGUCCUUGGCUGUGCUGAACACGCACGCAUGCACCGCCACCAGCCUGCUCACCUGGGUCGUCCUCGACGUCAUCUUCUUCCGCAAGCCUUCCGUGAUCGGCGCGGUUCAGGGCAUGAUCACCGGCUUGGUCUGCAUCACUCCUGCUGCAGGUGUUGUGCAGGGAUGGGCCGCCAUCAUCAUGGGGAUGUGCUCGGGCUCCAUUCCCUGGGUCACAAUGAUGGUAGUGCACAAGAGAUCUAAGCUGCUUCAGAAGGUGGACGACACUAUGGCCGUGUUCCACACUCAUGCCGUCGCCGGAUCUCUGGGAGGCAUCCUCUCGGGCCUCUUUGCGGAGCCGAAGCUCAACUUUCUGUUCUAUGGCGCCUACAACAAAUAUGUGGGCCUCUUCUAUGGUCUCCAAAUGAGAGACGCCAAAACCGGCCUCCGACAGAUGGGGGUCCAGCUGCUGGGGAUCUUGUUUGUGACGCUGCUCAAUGUGGUCGCCACCAGCUUGAUAUGUCUCUUCAUUCGGCUGUUGAUGCCUUUGAGGAUGUCGGAAGAGGAUAUGGAGGUAGGGGACGAGGCUGCUCACGGGGAAGAGGCGUAUGCCAUAUGGGGUCAGGGUGAUAAGCUUGACAAUUCCGUUUCCAAGUACGGGAGUUCCUUGUACGACGAUAUUGAGGCUGCAGAUCAGGCCAGAAAGAAGCGCGCAGCUGCACAAGUUGAGAUGACAUAG
Messenger RNA from Neltuma alba, 1440 nucleotides. Its product is annotated as ammonium transporter 3 member 1-like. The record is from RefSeq and is a predicted model, not a curated record. Lineage: Eukaryota; Viridiplantae; Streptophyta; Magnoliopsida; Fabales; Fabaceae. Bases 1 to 1440 code for a protein of 479 amino acids. Gene Ontology annotation, molecular function: ammonium channel activity. Gene Ontology annotation, biological process: ammonium transmembrane transport. The transcript has 2 exons. Gene Ontology annotation, cellular component: plasma membrane.